Messenger RNA from Hypomesus transpacificus, 1623 nucleotides. RefSeq names its product HDGF like 3 (gene hdgfl3). Gene Ontology annotation, cellular component: nucleus. The coding region runs from base 337 to 963 and encodes 208 amino acids. The transcript has 6 exons. Gene Ontology annotation, molecular function: double-stranded DNA binding; transcription coregulator activity. Gene Ontology annotation, biological process: regulation of transcription by RNA polymerase II. Lineage: Eukaryota; Metazoa; Chordata; Actinopteri; Osmeriformes; Osmeridae. The record is from RefSeq and is a predicted model, not a curated record.
UUUUAUAAACUACAGACGCACCAGACCUCCGCUGUCGUAGUGACGAUGUUGGCAGUGUUAAUGCGACUUAUAUUUUGCUAUUAAUCAGUAGCACAUGGAGAAACAGGGUCAGCUUCACUUUAGGAUUUUUAACCGUAACCUAUACUGGCUACAUACACACAUUUUGUGUUCGAGUGAGGAGAGGCACCUUUACCAGGCCUGUUCCUCGCUUAAAUUAUUUAUUUCCGUGUAAACUGCAGUCUUGAUAUCAAAACAUUGAUGGUCGAUAAUUCUCUCUGUUGAGAAAGACGAAAAUCACCAGUAAAUAAUCGUAUCAUUGGAAUAUUCACGGUAAAGAUGGCUCGACCACGGCCGCGGGAGUACAAGGCUGGAGAUUUGGUUUUUGCAAAAAUGAAAGGAUACCCACACUGGCCAGCGAGGAUUGAUGAACUUCCAGAGGGAGCAGUCAAGCCCCCUGCUAAUAAAUAUCCAAUAUUUUUCUUUGGAACUCAUGAAACCGCAUUUUUGGGGCCUAAAGACCUCCUUCCCUACAAGGAGUACAAAGACAAAUUCGGCAAAUCCAACAAGAGAAAAGGGUUCAACGAAGGCUUGUGGGAGAUCGAGAACAACCCUGGGGUCAAGUUCACCGGCUAUCAGGCCACCCAUCAGCAGAGCUCCUCUGAGACAGAGGGAGAAGGGGGAAACGUGGCUGACGGCAGCAGUGAGGGAGAGGAGGGAGACUCCAUAGGGGAGGAGAACGACCAGGGCAAGGAGAAGGGAGACAAGGCUGCUUCCAAACGGAAAAACACGACCUCUUCCAAGAAGUCAUCGAAGCUGUCGAGGAUCUCGUCCGGAGAGGAGGACCUGGAGAAGGACAGCAAGCAGGAUGACCAGAGGAGUGUCUCAGAGGCGGGAGACCCUGAGAACGACAUCAUCCAGAACACCACGGACAGCAAGAACCAGUUGCUCAGAGAGGAACACUAGGCCGUGUGGAUUCAUCGACUUGGGACAGGAAGUGAUUCAUUGUAGCCUUGAUAUUAGAAUGGUGAAACUUACAUUAGCCCCCUCGGUUUCAUGACCGUCAUUCACCUCCACCACUAACAGCACCAUAGGUUUCAUCCUGACCGCACGUCUCGACUCCGGCCUCUGCCCGCUCACUCACCUGCCAUGUCAACCUGGCUCUAUCGGAGCCUCUCUCUGAGGCUUAGGGCCAAUGAGAGUGUCCGCCGAUUAGUGUUGCAGAAACCACCUCAUACAGUAUCUAAACACAGUGUAAGAUAACCAUUAAUCAAUAUUUAUACUGACCCCCUCGCCUACACCACUGAUCCUAAUGAUGACAUGUCACCAGGUGUAAGUUAACAGUGUUGUUUGAUAAGACUGCCAUGAAUAUACAGCGUGUGCUCUUUAGCGAGCUAUGAUAUAUGUUGGUUAUAACAGUGUGCUUAUACCUCUUAUUGUAGCUUGAGAUUGCUUUUCUGGAGAAAAAAAGGUAAAAGGGUUGGGUUUCCAAAUGGAAUUUCUGUUUGUCAAACAUGAUCCACAUCAUUCGCUACAUGUUACUCUUUUAUGUAACCUGAAAAGAAGAAUGGUCCAACGUAGAUAUGUCUAUAAAGUGUUUGUAUCUAAAUAUUAUCUAUAUAGUUU